Messenger RNA from Striga asiatica, 789 nucleotides. The record is from the annotation of a GenBank genome assembly. NCBI's taxonomy places the organism in Eukaryota, Viridiplantae, Streptophyta, Magnoliopsida, Lamiales, Orobanchaceae.
AUGGUGCAAGUAUUCAAGAGUGAUUCUCAAGCAUACGGCCAACUAAUCAGAGUACUCUCAAUCGACGGCGGUGGAGUUCGAGGCAUAAUCCCGGGCGUAAUCCUUGGUUUUCUCGAAUCCGAGCUUCAGAAGCUCGACGGGCCCCAUGCUAGGAUUGCCGAUUAUUUUGACGUGGUUGCCGGAACAAGCAUCGGAGGCCUCGUCACCGCCAUGCUCAUGGCUCCCGACCCAGAAAACCGGCCAUUGUUCACCGCAAAAGAAGUUAAGGAUUUCUACAACAUUGCCCCAAGAUUUUCCCCCAAAGGAGAUAUAUACAUCGGGACUUCGGCUGCUCCGACUUAUCUACCCGCGCAUUACUUCGAAACCGAGGGCUCCUUCGGGAAAACGAGACAGUUCAACCUCAUUGAUGGUGGUGUUUUCGCUAAUAACCCGAACGAGAUGCAAACGAAGCAAAACAGCAGCCUCUUUGCGCACGAGCACGGCCAUUUCUUGGUUCCCUCGCUUGGGACCGGCUCGCCUAAGCAUUAUCACAAUCCUGCUGUGUUUCAGGCAUUACAUUAUCAAGAAAAUUACCUCAGCGUUCAUGGCGAUACGUUGACUGGAGUAGCAUCUUCGUUAGACGUGGCGAUUGAGAAGAAUUUGAGUCGACUCGUGAAAGUCGGGAAAUUUCUUGUGCCCUCUGGCCAGGGAACAAAUGAGGAGGCAUUGAUUUGGUUAGCAGGCAUACUUUCGAAGGAGAAACGGAUUCGAGAUGCGAAAUCGAGGAAUGUUCGUCAUGAAGGCAGAUGA